AUGUCGUCGGUUGUCGCACCCUUUGUGAGGUCGUGUGCCUCGUCCCUCCUGUCUCGGAGCACACGGCCCCUCCGACCGGCAUCAUGGACCCUCGGCAGCGCCACCCGGCCCCUCGCUGUGGCUCAGGCCCGGCACAGUUCGCAUUCCCCAAUGGGUUCGACGCCAACCAACCAACGCAAGAAGGUUACGCUGGGCACCAUACGGUCGCUGCACCGCAAGCAGGAGCCCAUCACCGUCAUGACGGCUCAUGACUUCCCAAGUGCACAUGUUGCCGACCAUGCCGGCAUGGAUGUCGUCCUCGUCGGUGACAGCUUAGCCAUGGUCGCACUUGGCAUGGAGGAUACCAGUGAAAUCUUGUUGGACGAAAUGAUCCUGCACUGCCGAUCCGUUGCGAGGGCCACUAAAUCAGCAUUUACUGUUGGUGAUUUGCCCAUGGGUAGUUAUGAGAUUUCUCCUGAGCAAGCCCUCGCUUCAGCUAUCCGCGUCAUCAAGGAAGGUCGUGUUCAGAGCGUCAAGCUUGAAGGCGGCAAGGAGAUGGCCUCAACCAUCCGCAAGAUUACCACCGCUGGCAUUCCCGUCCUUGGUCACAUCGGCUUGACGCCCCAGCGUCAAAAUGCCCUUGGGGGCUUUCGCGUUCAAGGGAAGACGAGCAGCAGUGCCUUGAGCAUCCUCGAGGAUGCUUUGGCUAUCCAGGAGGCAGGCUGCUUCGCCAUGGUCAUCGAGGCUGUCCCUGCUGAGGUCGCCGCUCUCAUCACCGAGAAGCUGUCCGUCCCGACCAUCGGCAUCGGUGCUGGCAACGGUUGCUCUGGCCAAGUUCUCGUGCAGAUAGACAUGACAGGUAACUUCCCUCCUGGCAGGUUCCUCCCCAAGUUCGUCAAGAAGUACGGCGAUGUCUGGGGUGAGAGCAUGAAGGCCAUCGAGGCGUACCGAGAUGAGGUCAAAAGCCGAGAGUAUCCUGCACCGGAGCACACCUAUCCGAUCUCUUCCGAGGAGCUUGAGACCUUUACCAAGGCGUUUCCAACCACCUCAUCCAACGACGGCGCAAACGCGCUGUUGACGUACAAGAACACGCUGUCUGAGUUUUUGCACCGUAGCUUGCGCCGCAGGUACCGCACCACCUCUUCGAACUUGCGCGCUGCGCUGAUCUUGCACACGUCCUGCGCGAGCGCCGGCGCCGAUCCGACGGGCUUGAAUUUGAUCACCACCUUGUCGACGGCAAAGCCGCCUACGCUGGCCAGCGCGGCACUCGCGUCUCGAGGCAGGUCCGCCAAGACGACGGAGGCAGACAUGGUCAGUAGCAGGUCUGGAGACUCGGCGCGGUCGGGCGUGUCGGUCUCGGCGUCGACGUCGACGGCCGGUGGGGAUGGGGACGAUCUGCCAUCUUGCGGUGGAGGAGAGUCCGACAUGGUUGCUCCGAGAAGCGAAACAGGGGGUGUUUUGGAAUAUGAGGCUCUGGCAGGUUUGAGUGUGUCGGUGUGAAGCCUGCGGAGUUUUCUUGAAUGAUAACGUGCAGAUGUGCUGAUGCAAG
Ilyonectria robusta is the source of this 1528-nucleotide messenger RNA. RefSeq names its product ketopantoate hydroxymethyltransferase-domain-containing protein. Gene Ontology annotation, cellular component: mitochondrion. Gene Ontology annotation, molecular function: 3-methyl-2-oxobutanoate hydroxymethyltransferase activity; magnesium ion binding. The record is from RefSeq and is a predicted model, not a curated record. Gene Ontology annotation, biological process: pantothenate biosynthetic process. The transcript is spliced from 3 exons. Bases 1 to 1479 code for a protein of 492 amino acids. Lineage: Eukaryota; Fungi; Ascomycota; Sordariomycetes; Hypocreales; Nectriaceae.